Messenger RNA from Sphaerulina musiva SO2202, 1402 nucleotides. RefSeq lists its product as uncharacterized. The record is from RefSeq and is a predicted model, not a curated record. Lineage: Eukaryota; Fungi; Ascomycota; Dothideomycetes; Mycosphaerellales; Mycosphaerellaceae. The coding region runs from base 84 to 368 and encodes 94 amino acids. The transcript has a single exon.
GGAAGUAGUCGAAGGCGAGGUAGAGACGAACUUCCAUUCGCCGGUGCUCAACAUUCACUAUGCUCUAACCUACUCCUCCCAUCAUGAUCAAGGAAAAGACCAACUCAUCAGCGUGGCCAUAUGUAUGCUACAUGCAAUGCAAUGCCAUUCUUCCCGAAGACCCUCGCACUGCCGCCCCCAAGAGGCCACCCAACCCCCUCUGGCCGUGCCUAACCAGUGACCUGACCAUAGCCAGUCCUCACGAAGAGAAGAACACGAACGCCAUGCAGUCCGAAGACCGACCGAUGCCUCCCAGCUCCAGCUAUAAUACAGACCCCCACCCGCCAGCUUUCCAGCAUUGUUGCUUUUCAGCACGCAACCACACUUGAGGUUUCCGAAACCAAGACGAAAAAGAUGGAAAAAGUUGAGCAAGUCUGUUGUGUGCAUCAAGUCGCACGAUCUGAUAAAGAAGAAGAAGCGGACAAUAUUCAGCUGUUGAUCAUGCUGCUGUUGCCACCAUAGCAUUGACUGCCUUGGCGAAGGUGGGCGGGUAGAGACUGACUCUGUGGUGGAGUGGGCAAAACACCCAACAUCUGCAAGGCUUUCUCCGCAGCGUCUUCCUUGGCGUUGUUGACAUAUUGACCGUCGUACCAGAAUCGCGCCGGCACCUGCGUUCCUUGAACUGUGACGACGCAGCUCCAGGCUGUACGGCCACCUGGGAGAAUGACGUGUUAGUUUGGAGGGAAGAGGAGAGGAAAAGAAAAAGAAGAGAGAGACAGAGGAGGAGGGGAGAGGAGGAGAGAGAGGAGGGGCGAGAUGAAGAGGGAAAGGAAGACAGAGAGGGAGAGAGAGGAAGAGAGAGGAAGAGAGAGGAAGAGAGGAGAAGAGAGAGGUCAAGUCGAUAGGGCUGUGAAUGGGAUAACGAGUGCUUACCUCUGCGAUCAGAGACGAUCUGGAAGUUUGGCGUUCGAGCACCUUGCUGACGGCAGAAGCCUGUUGGAGGGGAAGACAGUUAGCAAGUAUGCUGCUGCUACGCUAGGUCGAAGCGAGAAGAAAGCCUCGUGGGGGAUGAUGAGGAUGGGAGAGAGAUGUGACGAUGAUAGACUCACUGAUCAGACGCUCCUGGUGUGGUGAGGACUGGGCACCGCCAGCAGUGCCUUGGGAAGAAGUGGUCGAAGACAUGAUGAUGCUCUCGUCCGUCGUUGCUUCGAUGAAGCGGGGAAGGGAGCUCGUAGGUUCGGUUGGUAUGGCUGUAACAGGCAACUAAAAUAUAAAAAAACAAGCAAGGUAGGUAAUCGUGUGAAGAAGAGCUAGGAGCUAGCCAGCUAAUAGCGAUGACCGUUUCGAGUUUGGAGUGAGGUAGGUAGGUAACAGCUGCACCGCCACCUAAAAACAACAAAUCAAGUCCUCGUACGAAUUGUUG